AUGGGAGAGUUGCUAGGCCAAUUUCUUGAGGGGAAGCGCGUGUUUGUGGUGGGAGGAGGAAUUGCGGGAUCCUCGUUCGUGACUGCUUUACAUAGGUUAUGGAAUCCAUCAUUAAAGCGCCCUGAGGUCAUUGUUCUUGAGCAAAAAUCUCGAGAAGCUAGCCUUGAAACAGACCCCUACAUUCUCAGUCUGCAUGGGGGUAGCCAGGAUGAGGGCCUGGUGACAUUGCGACAACUCGGCCUCCUCGAGGCCAUUGGCGCUCAAGCAACUCAUAACAGUGGCGCCAUCAGAGUAUGGAGUGACAAAUGGAAACAGUUGGCCACAAUUGAGCCCACACCUUACGACAACUUACCCUCGGCUGCGAUACGUAUCUCUCGACAGGACUUGAAACGUAUACUUUUGGAUGAAGCGGAGAAGACAGGCGCUGUGUGGAAAUGGGCUUGCAGCUGCACGUCCAUAGAGCAGCUUUCAAACGGGCAAGUGCGCGUCACUACUUUCGACGUCAACACCGAAAGCUCCUCUACUCAAGAUUGCGACCUGGUCGUUGCCGCAGACGGCGCAGAUAGCAGAAUCCGGGCCAUCCUCCAACCCGGGGACAAACUAGGAUAUGCCGGUGCAAACCAAAUCGGAGGUAUUUCGCGUCUUCCAAACGGCCUUCCUCGUCCCAUACACGAGGACUACGGCCUGCAGAUGUCUUCAGGAGAAGGUGUCUGUUGCAUUUAUACGCCUUUCGAUGGACAGACUAUCGGUUGGGCGUUGAGCCAGAAAGGGACUGAGCGCAGGCUCAAGAGCGGAAGGUUCACCACAGAAGAAUUUUACGCCCUCAAAACAGAAGCUUUAAAGACUGGCAAAAUGUUUCACGAGCCGUUCAAGACUAUCAUCGAAGCUACAGAUUCGACCACUGUAUUCAUUCGCCCUGCCAAAGAGAGAAAAUCAGCGUCACCACGACUGUCAUGGAGUAAAGUUGCCUUUAUCGGAGAUUCCAACCAUGUGCUGAAUUGUUUUGAAUUCAAAGGAGCAAAUCUGGCCCUCAAGGACGGAUGGGAUUUAGCGGAACAAAUUUGCGGCAAUACCUCGAUGGUGAAGGCUAUGGCUGAGUUCAAUAGGCUCAGUCUUCCGCGCGCAGAACACCUUCAGAAGUGGUCUCAUGAGCGGAUUCGUUUUGGCCAUAGUUCAGGUGUUCUAUGGACGAUGUACAAGCACGGUAUGGCGGCUCAACGAUGGACGACGAAGAAGUAG
This is a messenger RNA of Exophiala spinifera, 1239 nucleotides long. RefSeq lists its product as uncharacterized. Lineage: Eukaryota; Fungi; Ascomycota; Eurotiomycetes; Chaetothyriales; Herpotrichiellaceae. The record is from RefSeq and is a predicted model, not a curated record. The coding region runs from base 1 to 1239 and encodes 412 amino acids. Gene Ontology annotation, molecular function: FAD binding. The transcript has a single exon.